AUGACUACAAAGCUUAAAUCUAUUCGAGCGGGACACAGAAGCGCAGUUUCUAGGAUUUUAAGAAGAUUUGAGGAGAGAAGUGAAACAGAAGAUAAACCGGAAGAGGACGAGUUAGAAACAAUUUUGGAUACAUUGAAGGAAAAGCAAGAUAUUCUAAAGGAUUUGGAUAAGAACAUUUUGGAUAGUGUACAAGAGGAGGAUAUAGAGCAAGAGAUACUUGACACAGAUGAGUAUAAAUUUAAUUUAGAGACCAAAAUACGCAAAAUUCGUAAAUUUAUUCAAGUUCAAACAUCAAAUUUAAAUGCAGCCGCUAGAAGUUUUUCGCCACAUAAUGAGAUACUGCAACCCAUUCAAAAUGUUGGUCCUGUAUAUAGCAUAAGAGAUGACUCACAAAAUACUGACCUCAAUUUCACGUCUUUACGUUCAAAUUCAAGCGUCAAUAGCAGCAACUUUCAUAAACUACCGAAAUUGAAUUUACCUACAUUUGACGGAAACGUACUUGAAUGGCAAUCCUUUUGGGAUUCUUUUGAUUCCGCAAUUCACAACAACAACACUCUAACCGACGUUCAAAAGUUCAACUACCUAAAAUCUUUACUAGAAGGAGAAGCGUCAUACACCAUUGCCGGAUUUGCUCUUACGCACACAAACUACAACAAAGCUAUUGAACUCAUACAUGAAAGAUUCGGACAAAAGCAUAAGAUAAUUCAGUCGUACAUGCAAGCAUUACUAGACAUACCCCCACCAAAGAAUACGCUUACGCACCUUAGAAGCUACUACGACAGGACAGAAACAUACAUACGUGGCCUUGAAUCUCUCGGACAGGCUCAAGACUCAUACGGCUCGUUAUUAGUACCAGUCAUACUCAACAAAAUGCCCAGUGAAAUACGCAAAAACCUGACUCGUGAACACGGUUCAACAGAUUGGUUUAAGGAGCUGGCCAUUUUAGAGUCUGGUAAGAGUACAGAAACAGGUGAGAGUCCGAGCGCUACAGCUACGUUCUACACAAAUACAAAAUCACGUAAAAUCUGGCCAAAAAACAAUUCAACCAAUUCAACACAGAAAUCUCAUACCAUAAACUGUGCAUACUGCAAGGAGCCCCACUAUUCAUCAGAAUGUACUAAAUAUACUGAUCCAAACGACCGCAUGACAAUUGUAAAAAAGGAAAGACUGUGCUUUUAUUGUUUAGGGCGACACAGUGUAGCAGAUUGUAAAUCAAAAUCAAACUGCAAAAAAUGUAAAAGACGUCACCACACAAGCCUAUGCAACAAAGACCACGACAAAGAAACUGCAAGUACAAGUAGUACAUGUACAGUACAAACACACAACGCGGAGGAAUCUGAGACAACAGUUUUAUAUUCAUCUCUAGGCCGUGAUCGCCCAAAUGUUUUGUUGAAGACCGCAAUUGCACCACUAAACUACAGAGGACAAACAAUUGACACCAAUAUACUUUUCGACGAAGGCGCCCAAAGACACACUGUAUGA
This is a messenger RNA of Mytilus trossulus (common blue mussel), 1482 nucleotides long. RefSeq lists its product as uncharacterized. Bases 1 to 1482 code for a protein of 493 amino acids. Lineage: Eukaryota; Metazoa; Mollusca; Bivalvia; Mytilida; Mytilidae. The transcript has a single exon. The record is from RefSeq and is a predicted model, not a curated record.